CAGCCGGGUGACCCAGGCCGAGGCCGGCAGAAGACAGCCUGAUGCCUUGAAGACUUCCUCUUGCACUUUUGUUGGAGGGUGCUGGUUUGCUAAAAGCAGAGAGUAUUUUUCUUUUUAUUUAUUUUGUUUUUAAUUUUUUAAUUUUAGCUCCAGCUCAGUUGCCCAGACUGGAGAGCAGUGGCCAAUCAUAGCUUACUGCCUCCUGGAACUCCUGGCUCAAUCGAUCCUCCUGGAUAAGCCUCCUCCGGGUACUAUAGCUUCAUGGCGGCUGAAGAGAUGCAUUGGCCUGUCCCUAUGAAGGCCAUUGGUGCCCAGAACCUGCUAACCAUGCCUGGGGGCGUGGCCAAGGCUGGCUACCUGCACAAGAAGGGCGGUACCCAGCUGCAGCUGCUGAAAUGGCCCCUGCGCUUUGUCAUCAUCCACAAACGCUGCGUCUACUACUUCAAGAGUAGCACCUCUGCCUCCCCGCAGGGCGCCUUCUCCCUGAGUGGCUAUAACCGGGUGAUGCGGGCGGCUGAGGAGACCACGUCCAACAACGUUUUCCCCUUCAAGAUCAUCCAUAUCAGCAAGAAGCACCGCACGUGGUUCUUCUCGGCCUCCUCCGAGGAGGAGCGCAAGAGCUGGAUGGCCUUGCUGCGCAGGGAGAUUGGCCACUUCCACGAAAAGAAAGACCUGCCCUUGGACACCAGCGACUCCAGCUCGGACACAGACAGCUUCUACGGCGCAGUUGAGCGGCCUGUGGAUAUCAGCCUUUCCCCGUACCCCACGGACAAUGAAGACUAUGAGCACGACGAUGAGGAUGACUCCUACCUGGAGCCUGACUCCCCGGAGCCCGGAAGGCUUGAGGAUGCCCUGAUGCACCCACCGGCUUACCCACCACCCCCAGUGCCCACGCCCAGGAAGCCAGCCUUCUCUGACAUGCCCCGGGCCCACUCCUUUACCUCCAAGGGCCCCGGUCCCCUACUGCCACCCCCGCCCCCUAAGCACGGCCUCCCAGAUGUUGGCCUGGCUGCUGAGGACUCCAAGAGGGACCCACUGUGCCCGAGGCGGGCUGAGCCUUGCCCCAGGGUACCUGCUACCCCCCGAAGGAUGAGCGAUCCCCCUCUGAGCACCAUGCCCACCGCACCCGGCCUCCGGAAACCCCCUUGCUUCCGGGAGAGUGCCAGCCCCAGCCCGGAGCCCUGGACCCCUGGCCACGGGGCCUGCUCCACUUCCAGUGCUGCCAUCAUGGCCACUGCCACCUCCAGAAACUGUGACAAACUCAAGUCCUUCCACCUGUCCCCCCGAGGACCACCCACAUCUGAGCCCCCACCUGUGCCAGCCAACAAGCCCAAGUUCCUGAAGAUAGCUGAAGAGGACCCCCCAAGGGAGGCAGCCAUGCCCGGACUCUUUGUGCCCCCCGUGGCUCCCCGGCCUCCUGCGCUGAAGCUGCCAGUGCCUGAGGCCAUGGCGCGGCCCGCAGUCCUGCCCAGGCCAGAGAAGCCGCAGCUCCCGCACCUCCAGCGAUCACCCCCCGAUGGGCAGAGUUUCAGGAGCUUCUCCUUUGAAAAGCCCCGGCAACCCUCACAGGCUGACACUGGCGGGGACGACUCGGACGAGGACUAUGAGAAGGUGCCACUGCCCAACUCGGUCUUCGUCAACACCACGGAGUCCUGCGAAGUGGAAAGGUUGUUCAAGGCUACAAGCCCCCGGGGAGAGCCCCAGGAUGGACUCUACUGCAUCCGGAACUCCUCUACCAAGUCGGGGAAGGUCCUGGUUGUGUGGGACGAAACCUCUAACAAAGUGAGGAACUAUCGCAUUUUUGAGAAGGACUCUAAGUUCUACCUGGAGGGCGAGGUCCUGUUUGUGAGUGUGGGCAGCAUGGUGGAGCACUACCACACCCACGUGCUGCCCAGCCACCAGAGCCUGCUGCUGCGGCACCCCUACGGCUACACUGGGCCUAGGUGAUGGCAGUCCAUGUGGCUGCCAGGCCAAGGCAGUCACAGGGGCCCUGACCCCAGGCCACACAGACGGACAUGGGCCCACAUGGGAGGGUGAGCAGGAGCAAGGCUGUGCUUGCCUAGGGCCUCUGUGAUGGACAUCUCGUAGGACCCAGCCAGUCUCAUCCAGCAGGUUGGGUUCUAGGGCUGAACCAGGCGCCAGGCUCCAGAGGACGAAGGGACUCUGUUGCCCCACACUAACUUGCCCUGUCCCAAUCCCAGAAACCCAGGACCAAGCUGUGCCUGGGCUCCAAGGACAGGAACACUGGUCCCCCCAUCACACUCACCCCUAAGUGGGCUGGGAGCCAGGCAGGGCCAGGGCAGCUGGGUGGGGGCCGGGGCUGGCCCUGGGACCCCCAGGAACGCUAAGACACAGGCUCCAGUAGGGGCUGUUGCCUCCAAUAAAGCAGCAGUGAGCUUUGCCUUGGUGGCUGGGGCUUGAUUGGGAAGGAGGGGAUUACCAGCUUACUGGGUGCCCAUGCUGAUGUCUAAGUGGUGACCGCAGCAGUACCCGGGAACCCCAACAGUUGGUUGUCUUGUCUUCCAGGGUGCAGGUCACUGAGUGACUUCCCCAGGGUGCACAGCGAGUAACAGAUCAGGACCCAAACUUGGGCAGUCUGGGCUGGGAGCCCACACCCCACUCACCAGUUCUGCUGCCUCAGGUCAGGCCAGGGCAGUGCUGCUGCAGAGCUAGAAGGCCCUGCAGCUACAGCUGCUUCAUUCCCUGCAUUAGUGCCUGGUUACUGGGUACCUCCUGAGUGGCUGUCCCCGUUCCAGAACUUGCAUACACUGAGCGGGCUACAGAGCUAGAAGGCCCUGCAGCUACAGCUGCUUCAUUCCCUGCAUUAGCGAGCAGUUAUUGGGUACCUCCUGCAUGCCUGGUCCCAUUCCAGACAGGGGCCUCUGGCCUGGCUGAGUUCACAGCCCAGUCUGGGGACAGCUGGGUAUGAGGUGCUUACGGCACAGUGUCCAGGGCAGCUGGGUGUGCAGGGACUGGGGGCUCCCGGAAGAUUUUUUGGAGGAAGUAACAGCUACGAUGGGAUGGGAACAGUGGACCCUAAGCAGGCCAAGGGUGCGUAGGGACGGUGGUACCCAGAUGCCCAAGUCUUCCAGGCAAUACCUGGCUCAGGCCCAGCCCCAAUCCAUCCCCUUACUUUCUGCCAUGGAGUUCCAGCAGGUCACUCUCCCUGGCACACCUUCCAGGCUGGAUUUUUAAUGAAACAGACUCAGGGAGGUAGGGGCUGGCAGGGACCCUAGAAUCCUUGUGAUUUUUCUUAGCACCUUAUGUCAGGGAAACCUAAACUGAGGUCAGCACUUGGGCCCACUGACAGUGACUGACUGGGGGAGAAGGUCCUGCAGCCCCCUUCCCCUGGGUGUGUUCUGGGGACCUGUGGUUUGCUGGCGGAAACAAGUGAUGAGGCUGGUUAGCGGAUGUGGGAGGCUGUGACCCCAGGGGGCCAUAGGGUGCGGUGGAACUGCAGGCCCUGCAGAUGACGGCAGCCAGCUGCUUCCAGGAACCAGGUGUCCAAGGCCACCUCUGCAGGGGUUUCCUCUUCAGCCUGCCUGGGGUGAGAGGUCAGUGCACCACAGCCGAGGCUGGAGCACAGGGAGCUUCUGUUGUUCUGAUCUAUCUCUGGAAAACCAGCCAUUCCUCCUCCCUGCAGUCAGAAUUCUUUGCCCUGUCUGACCUGAACUUGCUUAGGGAGUCAUGCCACUCCCCACUGUGGCCAUAGUUUCUCUUCCUGUAAAAUUUUAUUAUUUUAGUUUUUUGUUUUUGAGAUGUAGUCUCACCCUGUCGCCCAGGCUGGAGUGCAAUGCCGUGAUCUCCGCUCACUGCCACCUCCGCCUCUCUAGUUCAAGCGAUUUUCCUGCCUCAGCCUCCCGAGUAGCUGGGAUUCCAGGCGCCCGCCACCACGCCUGGCUAAUUUUUUGUAUUUUUAGUAGAGACGGGAUUUUAUCAUGUUGGCCAGGCUGGUCUCGAACUCCUGACCUCAGGUGAUCUGCCCACCUUGGCCUCCCAAAGUGCUGGGAUUACAGGCAUGAGCCACUGUGCCUGGCCCCUUCCUGUAAAAUUUUUAAAUGGAGAAUUGGGUGCGAGAUGUGGUUUCCAGCCUGGUGCCUGGGGUGCUGAGCUAGUGAGUGGUGCAGUCCAGGACACCUUUGCUUUAUGUCACUUACACGGUCACCUGGAGCCGGCUCAAGUGGCUAAAGCAUCCUGGGGCCCAGAGCCAGGUGAUAGGUCCCUCUGGCCAACUGGACAGUUGAGGCCUGUGGUUACCCGAAGCCCAGCUGGGGCCCUGGUCCAGCCUCGCCUCCCAGACUCUGCACCUGCUAGCACAGCUGUCCACGUCUGUGUGAGCUGCUCUAGGCCGAGGGCCUCAGUUUCAAGAGUGUGUUGGGGUGGGAUGGGGCAGGCCGUGGUCCUCCAGCAUGAAGAAGGAGCCAUGAGGAGUUCCCAUGACCUCCCGAGACUUGCCAUAAGUGUUCUAGUCCACAUAUAAGGGUAGGGUUGGGAUUACCAUUUACUGACCACAUCUGUGAGGUGCCGAGCUGGGUGCUUGACAUCAUUUGCUUGGAGAAGCAGCUGCUAGUAGACCCAUUUUACAGGUGAGAGAACCAAGUCUCACAGAGGCCUGGGUUCAAGUCCCACCUCUGCCACUAACUGGCAUGUGACCCUAUCUAUCCUUCACUGCUCUGAGCCUAGACCCUGGCCCCUGCCUGGCUCCCUGCCAGGCUCCCUGCCACCCCUCACGACCUCUGAUGGUCGUUGUGGGGGUCUCUUGCCUGGCUCCCAGGGCUAGGGUUAGGGCUCUGGAGGUGCUUUCACUCAACCAAGGGGGCCACAGCACUGGGGAGUGAAACUGCCCCGCCUCACCCUGCGUUGCCCUCUGGGUCUGUGAGGGUGGGCUGGCAGGAGGCCUAGGCCUUGCCCUAGGGGCAGUCCUGCUUCCUCAUUUUAUAGAUAGGGAAACUGAGGCUUUGGGAGGACUCACUGACAUACCUACCUUCAAGAUGAGUUCAGGUGGGCUCAGUUCUGGGGCUUGGGAAAAGGGCCCCAGUGGCUUUGGGAAGCACCCCCAGCCCAGGGUGAAACAUGCUUCUUCUCUUCCUGUGGUUCCAUCCGAAGGAUUGUGGUGAGCCCCGUGCCUUCAGUUAAUAAAGAUUUGUAUUGUGAAAAGAUUUUUUCUUUUUUUUUUGGGACACAGUCUCACUCUGUCGCCCAGGCUAGAGUGGAUUGGCGUGAUCUCGGCUCAAUGCAAAUCUCCAGGGUUCAAUCGAUUCUCCUGCCUCACCCUCCCAUGUAGCUGGGAUUACAGCUGCCUGCCAAAUUUUUGUAUUUUUAGUGGAACCGGGGUUUCACCAUGUUGGCCAGGCUGGUCUUGAACUCCUGACCUCAACUGAUCCGCCCACCUUGGCCUCCCAAGUGCUGGGAUUACAGGCGCGAGCCACGGCGCCCAGCCUUGAAAAGAUGUUUUUAGAACCAGAAGAAACCUCGGUUCCCACUGAUCCUUCUGGGCCACGUUGUGCGGAGCUCCCCUGCUGGUUGGGGCUCAGCGCAGCCCCAGGGAGGUGCUUCCUGCACCUCAGGAUGGGCGAGGGUGGGCAUUGGGGGAGAGGGGGACCUGGGACCUGCGGCUUAGUUCCCUGAGGCAGGCAGGGCUUAUUGGGGCCAUUUCAUAGAAAGGCAGAUUGAAGCUCAGCAGGGAAGAGGCUUUUGAGGGUGAUCCAGGCGCUGGAGGGAUGGCCUAGGACACCAGGGUCACACCAGGAACAUGGGAGGGCCGUGCUUGUCUCUAGACGAGGGGAAUGGGGGAAGGGCCACAACCUCUGUUUCUGUGACCCAGCAGCAUCAAGCCCCUCGCUGGGCACCUCGCACACACCCCCUGCCUUAUCUCUGCCUGCACGCCCUGUUCCCUCCACCUAGACUGCCUGCUGAGGGGGCAGUGCCAGGAGGUUGCCUGUCCUUGGGGAAGAGGGGCAGUGACCCUGUGAAGAUGCUUGACAGACAACCCCCACCACCUCAGAAGUGUGUGUGAGUGGUGAACCCUUUUAAGCCAUCUUCCAGCCAUUCUCACUGGAGGGAGAUUUGAUGGGUACAGAGCAGACCCCUACCUGUCUACCCUCCUUCGGACCCCUAGGAAGCUUCGCAGGCCUUCCAGGCUGCCAGACAGCUGCCCUGGCGUUGCCGUCUGCUUCUUCCCUGGCCCCACUCUGAGGGGCUCAGAGCUGAGGCAGAAUCCCUUUUUCAUUCAUUUCCUGCAGAAUAAAACAACAUACAGAAAAGUGAAUAAAACAUAAAUGCACAACCUAACACACUGUUAGGAAGUGAACGAUCUGCAACCACCAUCAGGAAAUAGUUUUGCCAGCACCCAAGUGCCCUCCCCUCACAGUGUCACUUCCGGCCUCUCUGCCCUGGCUUAUGUGAGUCUUGUGUUCUUGUUUUUCUAAAAAGUCUUCAGCACCCAAUUAUGCAGGCAUUGCAGUAUUUUCCUGUUUCUGUGCUUUAUCCCCUUGAAUCAUACAGAUGCAAAUUCUGGCAGCUGGCUUCUUUGGCUCGUUAUUAUGUCUGUGAGAUUUAUUCAUGUUGCUGUGCGUAGUAUAGUUUGUGCAUGUUCAUUGCUAAAAACUUCCAUUGUUUGGCUGUAUCGUAGUUCACAGAUUCAUUUCACUGUCAGUCAAGCUUGUCCAAUGCAUGCAGCCCAGGAUGCCUUUGAAUGUGGCCCAACACAAAUUUGUAAACUUUCUUAAAACAUUAUAAAGAUUUUUGUUUGCGAUUUUUUUUUUUAGCUCAUCAGCUAUAGUUAGUGGUAGUGUAUUUUAUGCGUGACCCGAGACAGUUCUUCCGGUAUGGUCCAUGGAAGCCAAAAGAUUGGACAUGCCUGCUGUAGAUGGACAGUUGGUUUGUUUCUAGUUUGGGGUAACUACACACAAUGCUGCUAGCAACAGUUUUGUCCAUGUCUCUGAUGCACGUGUGUUUUUUGCAAAUGGUGCACAAAUUUUUCUAGGGUUUGUACUCAGGAGUCUGACUCCUGGGUUCUAGGGUAUGAAGAUCUUUCUAAAUAUUGUUCUAGUUUACGUGCCCACCAGCAGUAAAACAGAAUUCCCUUGCCUUCCCAUCCUUGGCAGACAUUUCACUUUUGCCAGUCUGGUGGGGUGUAUAGUUAUGGCCUUAAUUUGCAUUUAGCUAAUUACCAAGGAGAUUGAGCAUAUUUUUAUGUUUUUAUUAACCAUUUUGAUUUUGUCUCCUGUGAAGUGUCUAUCAUCUUUUGCCCAUUUUUUAACUUGUUGUCUUUUUCUUUUUCUUUUCUUUUUUUUUUUUUCUGAGACAGGGUCUCACUCUGUUGCCCUGGCUGGAGUGCAGUGGUGCAAUCUCAGCUCACUGCAGCCUUGAGUCAGGCUCAGGUGAUUCUCUCACCUCAGCCUCCCAAGUAGCUGGGACCACAGGCCCACACCACCAAGCCCAGCUAAUUUUUUGUAUUUUUAAGUAGAGACGGGUUUCAUCAUGUUAUGCAGGCUGCUCUCAAACUCUUGAGCUCAAGCGAUCUGCUGGCCUCAGCCUCCCAAAGUUGGGAUUAUAGGCGUGAGCUACCAGAUUUUUUCUUAUUAAUCUAAUAAUUCUUUGUAUAGUCUUGAUAUUAUCCAUAAUGUGUAUUGCAAAUAUCUUCUCUAACUCUGGCUUGACUGUUUAUGGUGUCCUUUUUUUUUGGGGGGGGUUUUUUGAGACAAGGUCUUGCUCUGUCACCCAGGCUGGAGUGUUAUGGCACAAUCUUGGCUUAUUGCAGCCUCAAUUCCUAGGCUUAAACAGUCCUCCCACCUCAGCCUCCUGAGUAGCCGGAACUACAGUCACGCACUUCCAUGUCCAGAUAAUUUUUUUUUUUUUUUUAGAGAUAGGAUCUUACUAUGCCCCAGCUGGUCUCAAACUCCUAGACUCAAUGAGCCUCCCAUCUUGACCUCCCAAAGUGCUGGGAGUACAGGCAUGAGCCACUGUGCAUGCCAGUUCUUAUUUUUAAUGCAGUUGAAUUGAUCAGUGUUUUCAUUUUGGUUAGUGCUUUUUGUGGCUUAAGAAAUUCUUUCCAGGCUGGGUACAGUGGCUCACACCUGUAAUGCCAGCACUUUGGGGGCAGAGGCAGGAGGAUUACUUGAGCUCAGGAGUUUGAGACCAACCUGGACAACAUGGCGAAACACCAUCUCUACAAAAAAUACAAAAAUUAGCUGGACAUGGUGGUGCGUGCCUGUAGUCCCAGCUACUCAGGUGGCUGGGGUGAGAGGAUUGCUUGAGCCCAGAAGGUCAAGGCUGCAGUGAGCUGUGAUUGUGCCACUGCACUUCAGCCUGUGAGACAGAGUGAGACCCUAUCUCAAAAAAAACCAAAAAAAAAAAAAAAAAAAAGAAAACCACUGAAAUUAUUUCCACUCCAAGGUCAUGAAGAUAGUCUCUUAGAUUAUAUUCUGAAAUCCUUAUAAAUGUAAAUUUCAUAUUUAGGCCUUUAAUUCACCUAGAUUUGGUUUUUUGCAUAUGGUGUGAGGUAAGGAUUCACUUUCAUUUUUUUCUCUCCAUAGGGUUACACACCUGUCCUAUCAUUGUUUGUAAUCUAACUUUCUGCGCCCAUCUGCAAUGCCACCUCUGUCAUAUGUCCACAUAUGACAUAUGUAGAUCUGUUGUUGGAUUCUUUCCUCUGUUCCAUUAGUCUGUCUGUUCUUGUGCCAAUAUCAAGCUGUCUUCAUUAUUAUCAAUUAUGUAUUGAGAUCUGAUAAAGUAAGUCUUUUCCACCUUAUUUUUCUUCUUUGAGAGUGUCUUGACUAUUCUGGCUCUUUGUAUUUUCAUGUAAGGUUUUUCUCCCAUAUAAGUUUUAAAAUCAGCUUGUCAAUUCCAACAACAAUGAUGCACUUGAUAGUUUGGGAAUUUAUUAUAGCUAUCAAUCAGUUUUGGGAAAAUUGACGUCUUUACAAUAUUGAGUUUUCUGAUUCAUGAACAUGGUUUACCUCUCUUUCCAUUUGGGUCUUCUUUAAGGUUUACCAAUAGGAUUUUAUAUUUUUGUCCAUUGUGGUCUUGCUUAUCUUAAGUUUGAUUUGUAAAUAUUUUAUGUUUCUUUUAGUCUAUUGUAAAUUGUGUAUUUUUAAUUUCAUUUUUUUUUUUGUUAAUAGCAUAUAAAACACACCUUGUCUUUUAACUGGAGCAUUUUGUCCAUUGUGUAUUUAAUGUAAUUAAAUCUACCAUCUUAUUUUAUGCUA
Messenger RNA from Homo sapiens (human), 9209 nucleotides. RefSeq names its product SH3 domain binding protein 2 (gene SH3BP2). The transcript is spliced from 13 exons. Bases 262 to 1947 code for a protein of 561 amino acids. Gene Ontology annotation, biological process: signal transduction. The record is from RefSeq and is marked reviewed. NCBI's taxonomy places the organism in Eukaryota, Metazoa, Chordata, Mammalia, Primates, Hominidae.